This is a messenger RNA of Tachysurus vachellii, 4412 nucleotides long. RefSeq names its product neuroblast differentiation-associated protein AHNAK. The transcript has 6 exons. Gene Ontology annotation, cellular component: costamere; nucleus; cytoplasm. NCBI's taxonomy places the organism in Eukaryota, Metazoa, Chordata, Actinopteri, Siluriformes, Bagridae. Bases 162 to 3839 code for a protein of 1225 amino acids. The record is from RefSeq and is a predicted model, not a curated record. Gene Ontology annotation, biological process: regulation of RNA splicing.
UUCAUCGUCAGAAAGUGACUGAGCGAGUGAAGGAGGAAUCAGAUCCAGUCUGAGUUUAAGUGAGUGAACAUCUGAAGAGUGGAAGCUUCUCACCUCAGCAUCAUCAGCAGAUUACAGGACCUUUUUUGGUGAUAUGCAGCUGUAGACAUAAUUAAGAGAUAAUGAAUGGGGAAAUAGGGACCUCGGCAGUCAGUGAUGUGUUUAACAUGGGAAUCCAAGAACCUGCAAUCAACUUAAUGCAAGAUGAGAAGAUUGACUGUGCGGUUGUUCACUUGGGUCACCUCAGUAAAGAUGAAACAUCAAAAUUACUCCAGUUUCUUCAUACUUAUGAUGAGAACCUUGAAAUUAAGACUAAACGUAGUGCAAAUGCUGGAUUGAGAUUUGGUGAUUUAUUUUUAAAGGGUGACACUCCAAAUCUUCAAGCCCCAUCUUCUGGCAUCCAUGGGUUGAAUGGGAAUUUAAGUCUCCCUGGUUUUAAAGGUGACCUCACAGCUCCAUCAGUGAAUGGAGAUCUGAAGGGUUCCACACCAGAGCUGACAGUCGGGGACAGGGGCAAGUUCAUCAUGCCAACCAUUGGCAUGACAGGGCCAAAACUUAAAGGUGCUAAUCUAGAUGGCAGCAUCUCUUCUCCAACACUGAACACUCCAGAGGUUGCUGCAGAUCUCAAGACGCCAGAACUGUGCUCAACAAUGCCUAAGUUCCAGAUGCCAAAAUUUCAGGGCAGUUCCCUUGAUUUAGACCAGAUUGAACCUGAUGUGAAUUUGCCAAAUGCUGAACUGAAAGGCUCAAAUCUUAAUGCAGAUCUCCCAGAUGCUGACAUUGAAGGAAGUUCCAAAAUUAAAUGGCCUAAAUUCAAGAAACCCAAAGGAAAAGUGAAAGGCCAGUUGGGAGACAUUGAUGCAGAUCUGAAUAUUUCAGACCCCAAUAUGACAGCACCCAAAGUGAAUGCAGACAUCAAUGCAGGAAAUGUUGAUAUUGAUGGCCCUGAUGUUGAUAUUAAUGCUCCAAAAGUAAAUGUUGGUGCACCGUCUGCAAAAUCCAAGUUCCCCACUCUCAAGCUACCAAAGUUCAACUUAAACAAACCAAAGUUGGAAGGGCCCAAUCUUGAUGCAGACAUUAAGAGACCAGACAUGGAUGUAGGUGUGAACCUGCCCAAAACUAAACUUGAAGGACCAACCAUAGAUGCCAAAGCACCAAAUCUCAAACUCUCUGCACCAAAAGUAGAAGGUGAUAUUGGUAAAACAGACCUAAACAUUAACACUCCAGGCGUAGACAUGAAAGCUCCUAAAAUUGAUGCUGAAGCUCCAGCCGCUAAAUUCAAGCUACCCAAGUUGCCCAAAUUUACUGCCCCCAGUGCAAAAGUAAAAGGACCAAAUGUAGAUGCUGAUCUUAAUGUCCCAGAUGUUGAUGUCAAUGGAGAUGUGAACCUGAAAACUCCCACAAUUGAUGCCCCAUCUGCAAAACUCAAAAAGCCACAUAUUAAGAAGCCUAAAUUUAGUCUCACUGCCCCGAGAGUAAAAGUACCAAAUGUUAAUUCAAAUCUGCAAACACCAGAUGUAGAUGUGAAAAUACCAUCAGGUGAGCUCAAAGGGCCAAAUCUGGACCUAAAAGCACCCAAGAUUGAUGGUUCUCUGGUGGUUCCAGAUGUAGAAUUGCCCAAAGCUGAGCUGAAGAAUCCAAAUCUUAACCUUCAUGCAAAAUCACCAGAUCUCAACCUCACUGCUCCAAAUGUAGAUCUGAACCUACCAACAGGAGAAAUCCAUGGCCCUAAUGUGGAUCUAAAUGCCCCGAAAGUUGAUGCACCAUCUGGAAAAUUAAAGAUGCCACACUUCAAGAUGCCUAAAUUCAACCUCUCUGCACCAAAGGUCAAAGGACCAAAUGCUGAUGUAGACCUAAAUGCACCAAACAUAGACCUGGAUCUACCUAAAGCAGACAUGAAAGGACCUGAUCUUAACUUCAGUGCACCAAAGGUUGAUCUUUCUAGUCCAGAUGUAGACCUGAAUUUGCCAAAGGGAAGUCUUCAAGGCCCCGAUGUAGAUCUGAAGGUCCCAGAUGCCAACAUUGAUGCACCUUCUGGAAAAUUAAAAGUGCCACACUUCAAGAUGCCUAAAUUCAACCUCUCUGCACCAAAGGCCAAAGGACCAAAUAUAGAUGCAGACCUGAAUGCACCAAACAUAGACCUGGAUCUACCUAAAGCAGAUCUCAAAGGACCUGAUUUUAAUUUAAGUGCACCAAAGGUUGAUCUUUCUAGUCCAGAUGUAGACCUGAACUUGCCAAAGGGACGUCUUCAAGGCCCUGAUGUAGAUCUGAAGGUCCCGGAUGCCAACAUUGAAGCACCAUCUGGAAAAUUAAAGAUGCCUAACCUGAAGAUGCCCAAAUUCAACCUCUCUGGACAAAAGGUCAAAGGACCAAAUGCUGAUGUAGACCUAAAUGCACCAAACAUAGACCUGGAUCUACCUAAAGCAGACAUGAAAGGACCUGAUCUUAACCUUAGUGCACCAAAGGUUGAUCUUUCUAGUCCAGAUGUAGACCUGAACUUGCCAAAGGGACGUCUUCAAGGCCCUGAUGUAGAUCUGAAGGUCCCGGAUGCCAACAUUGAAGCACCAUCUGGAAAAUUAAAGAUGCCUAACCUGAAGAUGCCCAAAUUCAACCUCUCUGGUCAAAACAUUAAUGAGCCUAACCUGAACGCAGAUCUGGAUGCUUCUUUUCCUAAGAUUGAUGGAGAACUCCACAAACCAGAUGUUGACCUACAUCUACCAAAUGCUAAAUUCAGUGCACCUGAUGUUGAUGUGAAAUUACCAAAAGCUGAUGUUAAGGUUCCUGAUGUGGAUGUUAAGACUCCAGAAUUAGAGGCCCCUUCUGGAAAGUUUAAAUUAUUCAAUCUCAAAAAACCCAAAACUGGCGUAUCUGUUCCUAAAGUAAAGACACCAGAAAUCGAUGUCAACGCCUCAGUCAAAAAUGCAGACCUCAGCAUGUCAGCACCAACAAUUGAUGCAGACCUUAAAGCUCCAAAUGCCAGUGUGAACCUGCCUACAGCUGAUCUGAACAGUCCCAAUGUUGAUGUAGAUGCCCCUAAAGGAAAGAUCAAAUUUCCAACCAUGAAACGGUUUAAUUUUUCUGGUCCCAAAGUAAAAUCACCUGAUUUUGAUGGACCGGAUGUUAGCUUGUCAGCCCCCAAAGUUGAGAGUCCUAAUGUCAAUCUGAACUCACCCAAAGCAGAGGUUAAUGUUGAAUCUCCAGAUAUCAAUGUUGAUGGGACUAAGAGUAAAUUUAAGUGGCCUUUCAAACGGUCAAAUAAUGGAUCCAUAGGAGCAACAAUAGAUACCGUUGAUGCAAACAUUGCUGACAGUGAGAUCAGUGCUGAUGCAGAUAUGAAACUUCCAAAAAGUUUACUCAUGUUUAAAACACACCGACUUCCCAACAGCAGAUUUGAUGAACCCCUGCAAGAAGCUACUGGAGCUGUUGACCUGAACACCAACACUACUAAAGUAGAACCACAGUCUGGGACCUUCUCAGUUCCCACUCUCCCAAGGAUCAAAGGUGGGUGGAAAUCAUCCACAGGAACUCUUGACUCCAACGGACAUACACCAACAGUUGACAUUAAAGAAAGGCUCCGACUGUUUGCAGCACGUUCCACCAGUGAUCUCUCAGUGCCUUCCAGGAGCAACGUUGACCUCCCAGACAAUUCCACAAAAGUGAAACGAGGAACGUUUAAAGUAACAAGUCCUGACACAGACAAGGACUAUCCUGUAGUGAACUCAAACAGCAAAGAAAAGAAACUUUCUCUGAGUCUCAACAACAUGCUUGGGUUGAGCACCAGUUCAGAUGCAGAAGAUUAGCUUCAAGGCUUAAAACUUUAACCCUCUAAAAUUAUAAAAUUAUUAUUUUAUUAUUUCUUUUUUUUAUAUUAUUAUUAUUAUUAUUAUUAUGGCAGUUUUUUCUAUAUACUAUCACUUGACAUAAAUAUAAAGAAAUUGUUUAUGAGCAGAAGACUUUUACAGAAUUAUGUAAGAAAUAAAGAUUUUUUUUAAUUUUGUAUUUACAUGGGUGAAGUUUAAUAUAUUGUAAGAUGUAAUAACUAAUUACAAAACCUCUAAUUAUUUUGUAUAAAGUGCCACUAUGUCAAUUAUUAUAUAGUUACAAGAAUUAUGAUAUGAAGGAAAACAUUGUGCAUUUUAUUUACAACAUAAACCACUUUGUGUGCAAUUAAAACUAAUAGAAUUUUGAUCUUAAAUUACUUAACACAUUUUUUCUUCAUAUAUUAUUUAUCAAAAUUGUCAUUAAUGGGGCAAAAUCCUGUUUAUUUACAAUGAUAUGACUUUGUUUGUAACAAACCUCACUCUUCUUUAACUGUAAAAUAUUCACAGAUUCACCACUAUAUAAAGUUUUCAAUAAAUUAAUUUUAAGGUGAA